AUGGCCAAUAACUACGAGGUUGGGACUGCGGCGUGGCAGCCUGACCCGACAGAGGGCUGGGUUGCUUCGGAGGUAAAGGAGAAGAACGUCGAUGGGGACAAAGUGACGCUUAUCUUCUUGUUGGAGAAUGGUGAGUCCAAAACCGUCGAGACCACCCUCGCAGAAUUGCAAGUACCGAACAAUCCGUCGCUACCGCCAUUGAUGAACCCGGCGAUGCUCGAGGCAAGCGAAGAUCUUACGAAUCUGUCACAUCUGAAUGAGCCUGCUGUCCUGCAGGCUAUCAAAUUAAGAUACUCACAAAAAGAAAUCUAUACGUACAGUGGUAUCGUUUUGAUCGCAACGAAUCCUUUCGCCCGGGUAGACUCGCUCUAUGUCCCUCAGAUGGUACAGGUUUAUGCUGGGAAGCAACGUGCUUCCCAAGCUCCGCAUCUCUUCGCUAUCGCCGAGGAAGCUUUCGCGGAUAUGCUGCGAGACGGGAAAAAUCAGACUAUCGUCGUGUCCGGCGAAUCUGGAGCUGGAAAGACUGUUAGUGCCAAAUAUAUCAUGAGAUAUUUUGCUACGAGAGACUUCUCAGACCAGCCAGGCCGGUUCACGACAGGCCGGUCAGAGACGAUCAGUAAGACCGAAGAGCAGAUUUUGGCUACCAAUCCCGUCAUGGAAGCCUUCGGUAACGCAAAGACCACAAGAAACGACAAUUCGUCACGAUUUGGAAAAUAUAUUGAGAUCAUGUUUGAUGAGAAGACGAACAUCAUUGGCGCCAAGAUACGAACUUACUUGCUGGAGCGCUCGAGGCUCGUUUUCCAGCCUCUGAAAGAACGAAACUACCAUAUAUUCUAUCAACUAGUUGUUGGUGCUACAGACGUCGAGCGCGAGGCUCUUGGGCUGGUCUCCGUGGAGGACUUUGAUUAUUUGAACCAAGGAUCAACCCCUACAAUCGACGGCGUCGAUGACAAGGCAGAGUUCGAGGCCACAAAGAAAUCAUUGACCACCAUUGGUGUUCCUGAAGAGACUCAGUCCUCCAUAUUCAAAAUCCUGGCGUCACUGCUCCAAUUAGGAAAUGUGAAGAUUACUGCAACACGUACAGACUCCACGUUAUCACCGAUAGAACCGUCGCUGGUAAAGGCUUGUGAGAUGCUGGGCAUCGAUGCCAACGAGUUCGCGAGAUGGAUCGUGAAGAAACAGCUUAUCACCCGUGGUGAGAAGAUUACAUCCAACCUCACUCAGCAGCAAGCCAUUGUUGUCCGAGACUCCGUGGCAAAGUUCAUUUACUCAAGUCUGUUCGACUGGCUCGUAGACAAGAUCAACCGAGCUCUAGCUACCGACGAGGUCAUGAGUCAGGUGAAAUCCUUUAUUGGUGUUUUGGAUAUUUACGGUUUUGAACAUUUCGCAAAGAACUCCUUCGAACAGUUUUGUAUCAACUAUGCGAACGAAAAGCUGCAACAGGAAUUCAAUCAACAUGUCUUCAAGUUGGAGCAGGAAGAAUACGUGCGCGAACAGAUUGACUGGACUUUUAUCGAUUUCUCUGACAAUCAACCUUGUAUCGACCUGAUCGAAGGCAAACUUGGUAUCUUGUCUCUUCUUGAUGAGGAGUCCCGGUUGCCAAUGGGCUCUGACGACCAGUUCGUUACCAAACUUCACCACAAUUUUGCAGCGGAUAAGCAAAAGUUCUACAAGAAACCUCGAUUUGGCAAAUCCGCGUUCACUGUUUGUCAUUAUGCCAUUGAUGUUACUUACGAAUCGGAGGGUUUCAUUGAGAAGAACAGGGACACUGUGCCUGACGAGCAUAUGGAGAUUCUCAGGAAUUCCACCAAUUCAUUCGUCAAGGAGGUAUUGGAGGCUGCCUCUGUCGUUCGUGAGAAAGACUCAGCAGCGGUUGCUUCCAAGCCCGUGGCUGCUCCUGGCCGACGAGUUGGUGUUGCAGUGAACAGGAAACCCACACUGGGAGGAAUCUUUAAAUCGUCGCUCAUUGAACUCAUGCAUACAAUCAACUCGACAGAUGUACACUAUAUUCGAUGUAUCAAGCCAAAUGAAGCUAAAGAAUCCUGGAAAUUCGAAGGUCCCAUGGUUCUGAGUCAACUCCGAGCCUGUGGUGUUCUUGAAACCGUGCGAAUCAGUACUGCCGGUUAUCCCACACGAUGGACAUACGAAGAGUUUGCUCUCCGAUACUACAUGCUCUGCCAUUCUUCUCAAUGGACAUCAGAAAUCAAAGAAAUGUGCCAUGCGAUCUUGCGAAAGGCGCUUGGGGAUAUAAGCCAACAGAAACAAGACAAGUAUCAGCUCGGUCUGACCAAGAUCUUCUUUCGGGCUGGUAUGCUUGCCUUUUUGGAGAAUUUGAGAACUUCCAGAUUGAACGAGUGUGCAAUUAUGAUUCAGAAGAACCUCAAGUGCAAGUACUACAGGCGUCGCUAUCUAGAGGCUCGCGAAUCUAUCUUGACCACUCAAUCCGUCAUUCGUGGUUUCCUGGCCAGACAACGUGCCGAUGAGAUUCGUCAGAUCAAGGCAGCUACCACAAUCCAGAGAGUUUGGAGGGGUCAAAAACAACGAAAGGGGUACAACGAGAUCCGUGGCAAUAUAAUUCUCUUCGAAUCAAUUGCCAAGGGUUUCAUUCGACGACGGAACAUUAUGGACACCAUCCUCGGCGAUGCAGCAAAGAAAAUCCAGCGUGCAUGGCGUUCGUGGAAGCAGUUGCAUGAGUGGCGCCAAUACCGCCGAAAGGUCAUCAUCAUCCAGAACCUGUGGAGAGGCAAGAAAGCCCGACGCGAGUAUAAGAAAUUGCGUGAAGAAGCUCGUGAUCUCAAGCAGAUUUCCUACAAGCUUGAGAAUAAGGUCGUUGAAUUGACCCAAUCUUUAGGCUCGUUGAAACGCGAGAACAAGACACUCGUAGGCCAGCUCGAGAAUUACGAGAGUCAGCUCAAAUCCUGGCGUAGCCGCCAUACUGCUUUGGAGACACGCUCUAAGGAACUUCAGGCUGAAGCCAACCAAGCUGGAAUCACAGCCGCUCGUCUAUCAGCCAUGGAAGAGGAGAUGACCAAGCUUCAGCAAACUCAUACCGAAGCCCUAUCUACCAUCAAGCGUCUGCAGGAGGAGGAGCGGACGUCACGCGAGUCGAUUCGUGUCGCUGACCUUGAACUCAAGAAAUUGAGGGAAAUAUCCUCAAUCCACGAGGAUGAAAACUCUUCUUUGCGAAGUCAAUUGACAGAGCUUCAAGAGCAACUAGAAAUUGCAAGGAAGUCUGCUCCUGUGAACGGCGUUCCUGGGGAACUGCAGAACGGCGCUGUUACUCAAACUCCUAUGAACGGUCUUAUCAACCUUGUAUCGUCCAAGAAGUCUAAGCCUAAGCGCAGGAGUGCUGGGGCUGAGAAGAUCGAAACAGACCGGUUCAGUGGUGCAUAUAACCCCCGACCAGUAUCCAUGGCGAUCCCCAACUCCGCCAUGGUGCGUCAAGCUGUGUCGGGAGCAAACUUUUCUCCCAGUGUCGACUCUAUUGAAAGCGAGCUAGAGAAUCUCCUUUCAGGGGAAGAGGAAUUGAACGAAGAAGUCACCAUGGGUCUCAUUCGUAACCUCAAAAUUCCGUUGCCUGGGGCGAGUCCUCCGCCCACCGAGAAGGAAGUCCUAUUUCCUUCUUACCUUAUUAAUCUCGUCACAUCUGAGAUGUGGAACAACGGAUUUGUUAAGGAGUCGGAACGCUUCCUGGCGAACGUCAUGCAGUCCAUUCAGCAGGAAGUCAUGCAGCACGAUGGUGAGGAAGCCGUCAACCCUGGUGCUUUCUGGCUUUCGAAUGUUCAUGAGAUGCUCUCGUUCGUAUUCCUGGCGGAAGAUUGGUACGAAGCUCAGAAGACGGACAAUUACGAAUAUGACCGUCUUUUGGAGAUCGUCAAGCACGAUCUUGAGAGUCUUGAAUUCAACAUUUACCACACAUGGAUGAAAGUUCUUAAGAAGAAGUUGUAUAAGAUGAUUGUGCCAGCUAUCAUUGAAUCUCAAUCUCUCCCUGGAUUUGUUACGAGUGAAACGAACCGGUUCCUGGGCAAGCUCUUGCCAUCGAACAACUCACCCGCUUACAGCAUGGAUAACCUUCUCAGUCUUUUGAACAAUGUAUUCAAGGCAAUGAAGGCCUACUACCUCGAGGACACGAUCAUCAACCAGACAAUCACAGAACUCUUGCGACUUGUCGGUGUCACUGCAUUCAAUGAUCUGCUCAUGCGCCGAAACUUCCUCUCUUGGAAGCGUGGUCUGCAAAUCAACUACAACAUCACCCGUAUCGAAGAAUGGUGCAAGAGUCAUGACAUGCCCGAAGGUACUCUUCAAUUGGAACAUCUCAUGCAAGCAACUAAGCUUCUCCAGCUCAAGAAGGCUACAUUGAACGAUAUCGAGAUUAUCCAGGAUAUCUGCUGGAUGCUUUCGCCUACUCAAAUUCAGAAGCUGUUGAACCAGUAUCUCGUCGCAGAUUAUGAGCAGCCCAUCAACGGAGAGAUCAUGAAGGCAGUCGCGUCUCGCGUAACCGAGAAGAGUGAUGUCCUUCUCCUCACGGCAGUGGACAUGGAUGACAGCGGACCAUAUGAGAUUGCUGAGCCACGAGUCAUCACGGCUUUGGAGACCUACACACCUUCAUGGCUGCAAACACCUCGACUGAAACGUCUCGCGGAGAUAGUCUCAGCUCAAGCAAUGGCGCAACAAGACAAAAUCGACGUGACAGAGAACGGUGCAACGACAGAUACUGAGUAG
Messenger RNA from Talaromyces marneffei, 4722 nucleotides. RefSeq lists its product as uncharacterized. Gene Ontology annotation, cellular component: cytoplasm; myosin complex; vesicle. Gene Ontology annotation, biological process: vesicle transport along actin filament; actin filament organization. The record is from RefSeq and is a predicted model, not a curated record. Bases 1 to 4722 code for a protein of 1573 amino acids. The transcript is spliced from 7 exons. Lineage: Eukaryota; Fungi; Ascomycota; Eurotiomycetes; Eurotiales; Trichocomaceae. Gene Ontology annotation, molecular function: actin filament binding; microfilament motor activity; ATP binding.